Penicillium chermesinum is the source of this 471-nucleotide messenger RNA. RefSeq lists its product as uncharacterized. Bases 1 to 471 code for a protein of 156 amino acids. NCBI's taxonomy places the organism in Eukaryota, Fungi, Ascomycota, Eurotiomycetes, Eurotiales, Aspergillaceae. The record is from RefSeq and is a predicted model, not a curated record. The transcript has a single exon.
AUGCGUCAUACACCCGCUGUACUCGCGUCGCCAGGCGCCAUCCACACCAGCGUCCAAGACACCACAUGGGCCCCUCCACAGAUAAGAAUUGUGGGGCUCAACCCGAUUGUCAAGGCCCUAGGCACACUGCGCCCUUUACCCCUGGAAGAUCGACGGGGUCCUACGCAGUAUGAAUCCUCCGAGCCACGCAUUUGCGCUUGCCCUUACAUGCAAGGGGCACGAUCUAGGUCCGAACGUGCUGACCUUGGACAGCCGUGGCUUCCGAAACUCCCUGGAGUCUACACACAAGCCCUGAGAUCCCCUACUAGCACACCACGUCACUGCCACACCGCCGAUCCUCGAGAAAUUAACGAGGAUCACCGAUCUCGUUUUGGCUUCUCGGAACCAUGGUUCCAGCAUGUCUACGCCAAGGUAGGGUGGGGACUUGGACCCACACUGAUGUGCUGGCAAGCCUUCUUGGGUGUCUCCUAA